Lagenorhynchus albirostris (white-beaked dolphin) is the source of this 2267-nucleotide messenger RNA. It is a transcript of the gene GDPGP1, whose product is annotated as GDP-D-glucose phosphorylase 1. Gene Ontology annotation, cellular component: cytoplasm. The transcript is spliced from 4 exons. Gene Ontology annotation, molecular function: GDP-D-glucose phosphorylase activity. The record is from RefSeq and is a predicted model, not a curated record. Lineage: Eukaryota; Metazoa; Chordata; Mammalia; Artiodactyla; Delphinidae. Gene Ontology annotation, biological process: glucose metabolic process. The coding region runs from base 922 to 2079 and encodes 385 amino acids.
UCCUGCGGCUACCGCCCCCAGGCCCGCCCCCUCCUUUAAAGUUCCCAGGCGCUCCCCGCCCGGUUCAGCCAGCUGGAUCCCGGCUCUAGGCAGUUCCCGGCGAGCUGGAGGCGGGGCCCGCGGCGGGGCCGGACGUUCCAGGGCGGAGCCCAGGCCGCACGACCCCGCCUCCUGGAUGGGCGGGACGGGCCGCGCCGCGUGCCUGCGUGCAGCUUGCGCAGGCGUUAAGGGUGCCACGACCUCGCUAUGGCCCCGGCACGAUUUCGGGGGAAGGCGAGCGUGUUCGCCUCACCUGCAUUGCGUGGCGGCGGGGACGGGGCGGCUUUGUGUGGAGACCGGUAAGGGGCAUUAGGGAAGUGUUUGGAGCAAGGGUAACCGAGAAACCUUGUGACUCGCUGAGUGGCCCGAGGCGGUCGGCUGCCCCUCUGCCCAACGAGGACUCUUCCACUCAGACGUUACCACCGAGCACCUGCCGUACGUGUUGCAACCCUCAUACCACCUCUCCAGAAAUAACCAUAACCUUUCUGCCUACUGAGGCCGUUUACUGAGGGCCCACUGAAGCGCUCUGCAUAGCUUCAGUUCUUACAACAGUUCUGCAAGGCUCUUUUCAAGAAUCCGCCCUGCUGUACUCAUUCCAGCCUACAUGCUGUCCUCUGACCCCACCCUGCGUCCAGACUGCAUGCUGGGGGAGGCAGGGAUCGAAGCUGACCUGUUUGCUCUUGUCCCCUCUCAACUCCUAGGACAAAGCUUGACACAUGGUAGGCUCUCAAUAUUUAUUGGAUGCAUGCAUGAAUGAAUUAACCUACACUGUUCCAAAAGGUGAGGAUCACAAGCUACUGCGUGGAGGAGGUGGAGUUUCUGGACCAGCAGAGCUGAGGGUACCCAAACUUGUACUGAGGCAACUCUACUGAGGUCAGCCCCAUGGCUAUUCCACAUGGUUCAAAUGAAACUUCCUAUUUGCUACCUCCAAACAGUGAGGACUGGGGAGGGCACGGCAUUCCUGACUUUGUCUAUGGGCAGAAGGAACUCGUGCCAGAAGGGAUUCAGUGGCCAAGGAGCGGACCCAGCCUUCUGGACACACUGCCACUGUCUCGCUUUGACUCUGCCCUCUGCUUGGCCUGGAGGCAGCGGAUGGAGCUGGGGCUGUUCCGCUACUGUCUGGGGGAGCUGCAGACCCAAACCCUUCCUGGUGCCGUGGGUUUUGUUGCUCAGCUGAAUGUGGAGCGAGGUGUGCAAAGAAGGAGCCCCCAGAACAUCAGGAGCGUGAGGCAGGCGUUUGACCCUGAACAGUUUAACUUCAACCAGAUCCGGCCAGGAGAAGUCCUCUUCCGCUUGCACCGGGAGGCCGAUCUCCCCAGUGCUCUCCAGCAAGACGACAUCCUCGUGGUGAUCAAUGUCAGCCCCUUGGAGUGGGGCCACGUGCUGCUGGUGCCCGAGCCCACCCGAGGGCUCCCCCAGCGCCUGCUGCCAGGGGCACUGCAGGCCGGGGUUGAAGCUGUGCUGCUGAGCUCACACCCAGGCUUCCGAGUCGGCUUCAACAGCCUGGGUGGCCUGGCCUCAGUGAACCACCUCCACCUGCAUGGCUAUUACUUGGCCCACAGACUGCCCGUGGAGGGGGCCCCAAGCAAACCCCUGGAUCCUGGGGGCCGUCUGCAUCUGCUCCAGGACCUCCCAGCUCCUGGCUUCCUCUUUCACACAAGCGGGCCAGGGCCCGACUUGGAAGCCUUGAUAAGCAGGGUAUGUCGGGCCACUGACUAUCUGGCUGACCACGAGAUUGCACAUAACUUGUUUGUGACCCGGGGGGCUCCACCUGGAAAGACAUCAUCUUCCUCAGCCCUCACGGGGGUCCGAGUAAUUCUUUGGGCCCGGAAGUCCAGCUUUGGGAUAAAGGAAGGCGAGGCCUUCAAUGUUGCCCUCUGUGAGCUGGCCGGGCACCUCCCUGUCAAAACGUCCCAGGACUUCAGCAGCCUGACAGAGGCGGCGGCUCUGGCCGUCAUCCGAGACUGUCUGCUGCCCCCAGCCCAGGCGGGAGAGGUGCAGGCAGCACUGGUGGCCUUGAUAGCCAAGGAGGAGCAGUAAUCCUUCCAGAAGUAUUUAUUUUGUAACCGAUCUAAGUCUCUUUCCGGAAAGCUGUUCAUCAUGAUCAUGUGGGCACUUUCAUGAAUGCCUUCUCACCUGUCGCAGCCUAAGGGGAGGGAUAAAGAAUUGGUAAGUGGUCUCUUUAAGGAGGAGGAUACCUUGGAAUAAAUCGAAUGAAUGAGCCCUCA